Solea solea (common sole) is the source of this 6116-nucleotide messenger RNA. RefSeq names its product zinc finger, CCHC domain containing 14 (gene zcchc14). The record is from RefSeq and is a predicted model, not a curated record. Gene Ontology annotation, molecular function: protein binding; phosphatidylinositol binding; zinc ion binding. Lineage: Eukaryota; Metazoa; Chordata; Actinopteri; Pleuronectiformes; Soleidae. Bases 1000 to 4503 code for a protein of 1167 amino acids. The transcript has 14 exons.
GUUGAGUGACGGAUGUGCCAAUCACGAGAGAGACGCACGUUUACAGAUGGGACUCUCAGCCAAUCAGAGCAGACCUCUUCUUUAUAGUGGGCUGGUUCUCUCUGACAGAGUUUGGAUAAUGUUAAACACAGCUGUUUUUUUUAUAUCGCGUCCAGGACUCACGGCAGAAGCAGGAACGUUGAAGUACUUUUAAUGCUAAAUUUAUUCGUGGACUUUGGUUUCAUCUUUUUUUUGAGUGGUGAGGAUUGUAAUUUUUUGUUUUUUUUGUUGUUUUUUCCACCGCGGUGUGUGAUGAAGUCACGUCUAGACUCAUGUUAUAAUGGUAUUUCCAGCAGCAGCGGCUUGUUUAGGCCACACGCGCUUUGUUUUUAAACUUUAACCCGGGCACAGCACGGUUCCUGCGGGGAGGCGCAGACCUGGUGGCUCGGCUCCUGCUGGAGGCUCCGUCCGUCCGUGCGUGCGUGCGUAAGUUCUGGGAAACCAUGAGGACGGAGGAGCAGCUCGACAGGAAGGGGUUGUUGUGCAGCAGAGCGGGGCGGCUCCGACCUAAAAUGUCUCUGUGUAAUUGACAGUUUUCAUCUUUCUGGAACUGUGUGCGCGCGCGAGAGAGAGAAGAGCUGCGUCUGCGCCUCCGUUGGGAAGCUGCGGUCCGACCGGCGGAGGAGGACACGGUGGAGGAGCUCCUGACUUCCGCGCUGAAGGAGAAAAACAAACAAAGUCCACAGCAGAAGCAGAGUUUGUGAGAGUUUGUCGCGGUCAGGCCUCCUGUUUGUCCGCCAGCAGAGGAGACGACGGCUGCGUCGCAGUGUGUGAAAGCAAACACUGAGAAUGUGAGCAGCGACUUCAGUGAAAGUUGACAAAGAACUUGAGAGCGGCGCUGCUCUCGCGCAAUUACGCACGCACACGCGUCGCCCACACACACACACGCGCGCGCGCGCUCCCCUUUUGUUGUCAACUUUCCUCUCUUUUGACAUUUGUGAAAACUUCUCGGGUGGAUGUAUGAGGAUGGUGGAGAGCCGCAGCUGUGUCCAGAGGGAGGGGGUGUACCGCUGGUUCUCCUCGCUCACCUCGGCCCAGAGAGCCGAGUUCCUGUGCGGGCUGCUGGAUCUCUGCGUGCCCAUCGAGCUCCGCUUCCUCGGCUCGUGCCUGGAGGACCUGGCCCGCAAGGACUACCACUCCCUGCGGGAUGCGGAGAUCAAAGCCAACAACCCCGCCGACCUGUCGGGCCUCACCAACAUCACCGACGAGGUGGUGCGCAGCAAACUGCUCGUGUCCCUCGCCCUGCUCGGCUCGGACAACAGGGAGGCGGCGGGGGUCCUGUACCGGACCCUGACUCACACGGACACGGUGAUCAAUAACUACGGCCUGGCGCUGAACGACGGGAGAACGGAGGAGCAGUUCCUGCUGCUCUUCACCAUGGCCUCCAACCACCCGGCGUUCAGCUUCCAUCAGAAGCAGGUGCUGAGGCAGCAGCUCAGCCAGAUCCAGGACAUCAUGCAGGUGAGCAGUGGAGCGGCUCCGGCAGUGGAGCCGGGCGGGGAACGAGCUACCGCGUGUUACACUCGGCCACAGCAGCAGCGCUAUCACCAGACCGCGUCCAUGCCACUGACCUCCGCUGCCCCCGCUGCCCCCGCUGCCCUCUCCGCGCCCGACACCAGCGCUGCUGCCGACCUGCCCGUGUGCGCCUGCCAACUCUGCCACACACACUGCACCUGCUGGCACAGGAGCCACAGCAGAGACUUCGGUGCAGUGUCGGGACUGGGGUCAGGGGUCACCGUGGGACGAGGAGGAGACAGCAGAGACCUCACCCCUCCUCUCCAGGACCUCACUCCACCUCCUCCUCCUCCUCCACCUCCUCCACCACUGCCUCCUCCUCAUCUGCCGCUCUCUGUACCCGCUGUAAAAGGCCUGGACACACCAGCACCAGCAAAGUCUCACCAAGGGAAAGCAAGUAAAGUGAUUGACAGGGUGGUGCUGAGAGGAGUGACACACAACACUGAAGACACCAGUGAAUAUGUGUUUGAGGUGAGCUGGUCAGAUGGAUUUGUGCUCUCCGUCGUCCGGACUCAUGCGGAGGUGACGGAGCUGCUGUCGCAGCUGUCACAAACGUUUCCUGACGAAGUGUUGGAGAAGUUUCUUCCUCAGUCCAUCGAGCUGGACCCCAGGUGUCUGACGACACUGCCUGUCCAUGUCCUACAGCACCACAGUGUCCAGCUCUUCUUCUCCUCCACCAGGCCUCUCUCUCCAAGCUGCUCCUCCUCCUCUUCCUCCUCCUCAUCCUCCUCCUCCUCCUCCUCCUUCCCUCCUUUACCUUCUUCUCCUCCGACUGCUCCAGUGGCCCCAACCUGUUCGGUUUCCUCCAGCUCUAAUCUCGGCUGUAUGGUUCAGUACAGAGGAGCAAACAGGGCGGUGUAUCGAGUGGCCAGCGUCCAGCCCGUCGUCAGCACCCAAAGAUCUGUGUUGACUCGCUCCGCUCCUCACCUCUCGUCCCUGCCUCUCCCCCCUCUCCCUCCCUCCAUCCCGCCUCCUCAGCACUCCCCGCAGCUCUCCUCCCUCCCCCCCGCGGUGCCGUCCCUGCCCGGCCAGGGCUCCAUGGCAGGCGGAGGCGAUGGCAUGGCCUCACAGAUGCAUCCCCAACUCGGUCAGUUGCACUCGUACUCUCAGCCCCAGCUGCACUCCAAACACCACUUCCUUGCCCAAAGUGGCGCUCAGUCCCAGUCCCUCCACCUGUCCCACCCCCAGUCACCGUCCCACUCACAUUCCCAGUCCCUGUCGUACUCCCAGUCCCGUCCCCAGCCACCGUCCCAGUCCCAGCCCAACACAGCGGAGCAGAACGGGAUCCUGGACUGGCUCCGCAAGCUACGGCUCCACAAGUAUUACCCCGUCUUCAAACAGCUCACCAUGGAGGAGUUUUUAGCUCUGACAGAGGAAGACUUAAAUAAAUACGACUUGACGCAAGGAGCGAAGAAGAAACUCAAGACCCAGCUGGAGCUUCAAAAGUCAGUAGACAGGGAAAUGAAAAUGGAUAAACGGUCCUGCAGCGGCAUCGCCAGGGUGACGCCUUCCACUCACACAGGAGAACUGCGAGUGGACGUGGACGCUGUGCCGCACCAUCACCCUGUGACCACAGACAGCAGCUCGUCCUCGGGUUACUCCAGCUCGUCCUGCUCCCCCCGCGCUCCGCUCUGCUGCGACUCGUCCUUUGACAGGAGCAGAGACACACACAGGCGUCCAGAUCCAGCAGGGGGCGCUCCAGAGAAGGACCGGUCCUGCCUCUUCAUCUUGAACUCCGGCUGCCCCUCAGGCUCCAGUCGGCCCACGGCGCAGGUCCUUCCCGUUCAGACCGACCCGGCUCCUCCUCCUCAUCCUGCCUCCUGCUCCUCUCACCUCCCCUUUGGUCUCCCACAGUCUCCCUUCCACCCGCAGGCCACUUACCCACAGACCCUGCUUUCUCCGGUCUCAAACCCAGCGCGUAUCCUAACCUCCCCGCGCAAGCCCCGCCCCCCUCCACUGUGCAUGGAGGACAGGACUAAGCCUCUGGGCUCGGGUCUGCCUGCCGCAGGCUUCAGUCCAGGUCUGGGUGUGGGGAUGGGGGUGAGGCUGGAGAACCUGUUCCCCGGACUGAACGUGGACGGCUCCUCUGCCAUGCAGGACUCGGUGGUUUGUCGCGGUGCCGUCGGUCUGAUGGUGGAGACCAGCUGUGCGCUGACCUCCACCUCCAACAGCGUCCAUCAUGUCUCCCACCCUCCGCUCCACUUCCACCUCUCGUCCUCUUCGUCCCCGUCUCCGUCUGGAUGCUACUCGUACCCGCCUACCUCCUCUUCCUCUUUCUCUUCUUUCUCCUCUUCCUGUUCCUCCGCAAAGUCCAGCUCACAAUCUGGGAGCUCCAGUGGUGGCGGCGGUGGCUUUGUUUCCAUGGCAACUGCAAGCAGUGUUCCCAUGGCUGCAGUACCUGGCAACACUUACUACCCCGCCCACCCGACCUCCAGUCCCUCCCCGUCGCCGUCUGCUGCCUCGUCAUUGGAUCACAGUUCGGGUCACACACCCUCCAUGUGUGUCUGCAGCUCUUGUGGUUGUCGGGGGAACUGCGGCGCCUACGGAGCGUUGCCUGGAUACGCCACGGCUGGCUACCUGCAGCCGUUCUCGGCCGGCCCCUCCCUCUUCACCCUGGGUCCUCUGCUCCAUCUCAGCCCGCUGCUGGCCUCGUCCAGCGGGGCCGGCACCGGAUCCACGCCCUUCUCCUACCCGAUGAUGAUGCCUCCACCCCUGUACCGCCACAGCCCCGUGUCACAUGACCAGCAGCAGGGCUUUGGCUUCUACCAGCCCCAUGGCAUCAUGGGAAAUGGAGGCCAGAAACGAGCCGCGGGGAGCCUGUCGUGCUACAACUGCGGUGCCAACGGACACAGAGCGGAGGACUGCAAGCAGCCGCCCAUGGACUCAACACAAGGGACAUUCCGGCUGAAGUACACUCCUCAUCCCGACAAUAAAGACUCUGGGGACUAAGUUUGGAAACGUUAAAACUCCCCGACACAACUGUACCUCAUGUUCCUGCUGAAAACAAAGGACGUGCAGCAUCGGUACGAGGACGCAGACACGUCUUUUAAACUUUAUUCAGUCUUUGGCACCAGAUGUGAAGAGAAGAGACGAGACGAGACGAGGAGGGAAAAUGAACAGAGGAGUCAGAUUACUCUGAUCCACGCUGUUACCUGUGGUGAAGUUUGACCACUUGACACAGAACUCCAGAGCAUCCUGAGAACAUCCCGAGAACAUCCCGAGAACGUCCCGAGAAUGUCCCGAGAACAUCCCGAGAACGUCCCGAGAAUGUCCCGAGAACUUUCUGAGAACGUCCCGAGAAUGUCCCGAGAACUUUCUGAGAACGUCCCAAGAAUACCCUGAGAACAUCCUGGAAAUGUCUCGAGAACGUCCCAAGAAUAUCAUGAGAACAUCCAGAGAACGUCCUCCACACACAGCAAAACACAUUCUUCUACUUGUUCUAGAUCAAGAAAUACAGAAGAAGCAGAGAACGUCCAUGUUCACUACUUUGUUUUGUUUAAUUCUGUUUUCUCACGAUCACAGAAUUGUGAUCACGAGAUGACAGAAGAUAAAAGCUAGUUUCCUCUCAUCGUCAUUAAUUCAUCUCAUCGUGAGAAAAGGAGCUUUGUUUUCUCGUGACAGCACUUUCAUUCUUGUCGUCCUCACACAAAACAAAUGAGUCUCAUUAUCUCGCGAUAGUGAAAUGAUUGAUGUGGUGAUCACGCGUUUGUUUAUUAUUUAUAAACUUUACUUAUAAAGCACUUUAAAACAACAACAUCUGGAACCCAGUGCCAUACAUGAGAGAUAAAUUAAAUAUGGAAACUUAAGUCCUCAACGACACAACAUGGUGUGACAAGUGUUUUAUGAGGGAAGGAAAUACACUCAGUUUACACAUAUGAACCUUGUUGUGUUUCCACCAAACACAAUCAUGAUGUUUCACUUCACUUUUACUCACUCAUCGUUUAUUAUGUACAAAUGACGUCAUCUUCAGGAAUCUAAGUCAUUUUCAGCUGUUACUUCUGCAGCUAAAGACAUCACCUGUGAUCACACCAUGUCUCUGAUGUCUCUGAGGGACACACCAUGUCUCUGAGGGACACACCAUGUGUCUGAAUGUCACACCAUGUCUCCGAUGUCUCUGAGGGACACACCAUGUCUCUGAGUGUCACACCAUGUAUCUGAUGUCUCUGAGGGACACACCAUGUCUCUGAGUGUCACACCAUGUCUCCGAUGUCUCUGAGGGACACACUGUGUCUCCGAUGUCUCUGAGGGACACACCAUGUGUCUGAGUGUCACAGCAUGUCUCUGAUGUCUCCGAAUGUCACACCAUGUCUCUGAGGCACACACCAGUGUUUCUGUGGACAUUCAAGGUGGACAAAGAUUUCAAAAGUGUAAAUUCUUUCCUAUCCGAGGGACACACCAGUGUCUCUGAAUGUCACACCAUGUCUCUGAGGGACAUAUCAGUGUCUCUGAGAGUCACAUUGGUGUCUCUGAGAGUCACAUUGGUGUCUCUGGACAUUGAAAGUGGACAAAGAUUUCAAAAAGUGUCAAUUCUUUCCUAUCUGAGGGUGACACCUGUGUCUCUG